This is a messenger RNA of Tilletiaria anomala UBC 951, 1825 nucleotides long. Its product is annotated as putative RPN5-26S proteasome regulatory subunit. Gene Ontology annotation, cellular component: cytoplasm; nuclear proteasome complex; proteasome regulatory particle, lid subcomplex. Lineage: Eukaryota; Fungi; Basidiomycota; Exobasidiomycetes; Georgefischeriales; Tilletiariaceae. The transcript is spliced from 6 exons. The record is from RefSeq and is a predicted model, not a curated record. Bases 135 to 1715 code for a protein of 526 amino acids.
UAGCACAGCAAUAAGCAAAUAGCUUCCCUCAUUACGCAUUGCGGAUCAGAAGCGCUACUCCGCCAGCUAUCACUGCUCACCGUGUACAGAUCAGCAAGGGUGCUCGACCAAUAGAUCGUGAAGCGCGCGCAAAAAUGAGCGGGUCAGCGCCAGAGAAGAAGCAGGAGGCUGACUACACCAAUGAGGUUGAUGAGCUUACUCCGGUGGUGCGGAGCGCUGCCACGAGUGGAAAGCUAGCCGAUGCUCUCGAACAGGUAGGCGUGUUCGAGAAGAAAGCGAGAAAUGCCGCCGACCUCGCUAGCACGACUCGACUUCUCCUUCUCUCACUGCUUCUGAUUCGCGAAACUCCUUCGACAGCAUCAACAGAUUGGUCGCUCCUGUGCGAGACAAUUGUUUCCCUGUCCAAAAAACAUGGCCAGCUCAAGCAGGCCACCACAAAGAUGGUGCAGCUGGCCAUGUGCUUCCUCAGGUCGCCAGGGCAGCAGGAUGUAACCUCUGGGUCGAUGCAGGAAGAGGAGGAGGACGUAAAGAUGGCAGGGGAUGAGUCGCAAGAGCCUGGGGAAGGAGCCAAGGAUGACAAGGAAAAGGAGAGAGCGACAGUCCAGAAGGAGGAGGAUAAGAUGGACCGAGAAGGACAGGAGGCGAAAGCAGUCACCAAGCUCAUGGAAGAGGGCCGGCAAAUUGGAGAUGUUGGCCUCAGCCAAGAGGACAGGAUGAAACUGGUAGAGACGCUGCGAACGGUGACUGAGGGCAAAAUUUUUGUCGAGGUUGAGCGAGCACGAGUAACGCGCAUGCUUUCAGAUAUGCUAUAUGCCAAAGGGGACGUGAACAAGGCCGCCGAUGUGCUACAAGAGCUGGCCGUGGAAACGUUCGGCAGCAUGGACCGGCGAGAAAAAACCGAAUUCAUCCUCGAGCAGAUGCGCCUAAACCUCGAGCGCGGAGACUACGCUAGGAUGAACAUUGUAAGCCGGAAGAUUAACACGAAAUUCUUUGACGACACAAACCAGCAGUACCUCAAACUUUCUUACUACGACCUGAUGAUUCGAUAUGCGUUGCACGAGAAGAAGCACCUUGACGUGUGCAAGUACCACCGAGAGAUCUACAACACGCCUCGGAUAAAGGCCAGUGAGCAAAAGGCAGCGGACGUCCUGCGCAACGUGGUCAUCUUCCUCAUACUCUCGCCAUACGACAAUGAGCAGAGCGACCUGAUCGCCCGCGUCGAGCUCAUGGAUGAUCUGGAUAAGGUGCAAGAACACAAGAAUCUCCUUAAGUGCUUUACAACCGCUGAACUGAUGCGAUGGCCGGGCAUCGAGGCGUUGUACGGCCCGCUCCUGCGCAACUCGGCCGCCUUCGCGCCGGAUGCGGACGGAAAUGCGCGGUGGGAGGACCUGCACAAGCGCGUGGUCGAGCACAACAUCCGCGUCGUAUCCAAGUACUACACGCGCAUCACGCUUGCGCGUCUCGCGCAGCUACUCGACUUACCGCAGGCGCAGGCGGAGCAGUCGCUCGCCGACCUCGUGUCGUCCAAGACGGUCUACGCUAAGAUCGACCGCCCGGCCGGGAUUGUGGAUUUCGAGACAAAGCAGCAGGAUGAGGAUCGGCUCAAUGUCUGGGCCAACGAUCUGGGGAGGCUGCUCGAUCUCGUCGAGAGAACAUCGCACGUUAUUGGUAAAGAGCUCGCCAUCCACCGAGCAGGUUUGGUCGUCAAGGACUAAGCUAGAGUCGCCACUCACGGCUUUACGUUCGCAUUGUAUGUAAUGUCACUUCUACUGCCACGAAGUCAUCUUCGGUCGGUCGAGCUAGCAUUCAGCGCAACACAAUUCUC